CCUUGAUAUCAAUUAAGACGUCUAAUGCACUAGAUCUACCUCAAACUUUCUACAGUUAGUACCUAUCACCUAGAUCCAAACACACUCCUUGAUUACCUACUAACGAUAUACUAUCUAGGCCUUGGCUUUCACAUCUAAUACUAUUCUACCUAACUUGAAGACACUCUUAACACCCUCUCACCGACUUAAUAAUGGAUCCAUAUCAAAAUCAAGGCUGGACUGGUAGUGCUUGGAAUCCGGCUCAGCAUGGCUAUCGUCAGCAAAAUGACAAUUGGCCACAGCAGCCUCAACCACCUCUACAACCUCAACUUCCUCCUUCUCCUCAAUACAUCAUACAGCCUGCUCCUCAAAUAUUCUGCUGCGAGAACUGCCAGAGAGUUGCUCCUUCUACUCCUGUCAACAUUCAUGCAUAUACUACUCGGUUGGCGUUUUUCGUCAAUCAUAUUCUGCAUCCAACUGUCGCUACUUAUGCUCAGGUUCCCAACCGUGGUUUGCAUCCGGAUUUCUUUGAUAUGGCGCCAGUUUCUAGAGUUGUCCCUGCUACUGGAGGACACGGUCAGAGUGAUAAUAAUCAAGGACAGCAGCAUGGUGGACAACAGGGAAACCAAUAUGGAUUCCAACUGCAAGCUCCUUCCAGACCAGCAGCUAACGCGAUCACUCAUUACACUGCUGCUAAUGGGGCUUAUAAUAAUAAUCAUCAACUUGAACUCAGCCAGCAAGGAGGCCAUCAAAGCAGUGGUGUUUAUGCUCAGAACAAUACUCAGCUUCAGCUCGCUCACAAUAACCGCACUCCUAAUAAUCAACCUUCUCAAGCUGUCAUGGGUCCCAUCAUGUUUGCUGGCUCUUCCUACAGCAUUGCCCCAUCUAUUCCAAUUCCUCUCCCUCGUUUUAUUAGGCCUAAUUUCCAACUCAAUGUCAAGUUUCGCCUUGAACGAUUUCGUUUAGAUCCACCUGCACCACAUAUCCAGUAUGGAAAUCCUCAUGCUCAUGGAUUUAGUCCCUAUCAACUUGCCUCUCCUUUCAAUACCCUUUACCAAAACGGCAACACUAACGUCAAUUCGUCCACCAAGACUACUCGCGCCAGAGAAAAUAUGGAGCUUAUCUGGUUCUACUGGCCGAUUCAACUCGAGAUUCCUCUCUGGGCUAGGGGACAGAAUACACAGACUUCUGCGCCAGAAAUUGUUGCACAGCUUGUUAAAGAUGGUAUGCAGAUAAUCAAUGGAGAAAGGUGGGGAUUUAUUCAAGAUGCAGAAGAACGUGAAGGAUUGUGGCAUAAGCGUCGCUCUUAUAAGGUACUUGAGUGUCCUAUUCAUGGAAUGCUCUGGAAGGUUACAGUAUUUGUACGUCGUGGCUAUUAGAGGUUCUAAAAGGUA
Sclerotinia trifoliorum is the source of this 1373-nucleotide messenger RNA. The record is from the annotation of a GenBank genome assembly. NCBI's taxonomy places the organism in Eukaryota, Fungi, Ascomycota, Leotiomycetes, Helotiales, Sclerotiniaceae.